UUUUUUUUGCGGGUAUAAGGAGAGAGCUUUAUUGAAUACUCAGAGAAGAGACACGCAAAAAAAAACUCAGAGAAGAGUUACAAAUGCUAAUGAAAAUCUUAGAAAACACAAAUGCUGAUGAAAAUUCUGGAAAUUGCACUCAAUCAAAUCGGUCCAUUUUUCAUCUGACGGCCAUCUUCAUUCUCUUUUUUUCUCAAACUUCUUUUGUACUAUGGGAGUAUAGAAAAUAGUGGUCAAAGUUGCAUGUUGAAGACUAAAGGGCUGCUUGGUUGCCCACUGCAGCUUGCCAUGCCACAUGCCACACUUCGGUGGCGCCGAUUUCCACCGCCACACCCGCCUAACCACUGUAGCGUGGCGAGGUGUGGCUACAAUCCAAACAUCCCCUAAGUCCCCUCUUGUUGCAUAAAAAAAAAAGACUACUAAGUCAGAUAUCCAAAACAUUACAAAUUUUAUUAAUGAAUGCAGUAGGGUUUAUUUCUCAACAAACAGAAGAGCAAUGAGAUGUUCACAGAAUCAAAACAUCUAUUGCAUGCACCAUGUGAAAUGUAUCGACGUUGCUGCAGCUGAGCCACGAGGUCUGUUUGGUUGCCAAUGCCAUGGUCAAGUUGUCAGCUACUUUGUUCACAAACACUCUGCACUACAUGUUGAUUCCAGAUGUGAAAACAUACACAAUGAUCUCAACGGGUAAAAGGUUCAAGCUCUUGCCAGUGAAAAAGCUCAGUUUAUCAAACAAAAAUGAUCUACGGUAAAAAAAAUGUCAGGGUCUCAACUAAUAACAGAGGUAAAUAGUUGAAGGCCGGUACUUCCAAGAAUAUCCAGAAAAAAGUGUAAAUUUCCAGCAUGGCAGCACAUAUAUCUAACAGUAAGAAUCCACUAUUCCUUUGGAUAAAAUAAAUCUAGACUAGCAUCCAGGUUCCAGGAUAGGGUAAUGACAUGCUCCGUCCUGUGAGCCUGAUAGCUCCCCUCAUUUUAACUGCGACACCCAAGCGCACUAGCAACCACCCAUUCUCAAAUGGGCUACAAGCUUCCAAGCCACGGCUGGGCCAAACCAAAAGACACGAAGAUGCAGUCUUCCCUCGCUGCACCAUCACCAUAUGGAAAUUUUGUCAGCUACCAGGUAGUACUACACUACUGGACACAGAGAGAUGAAAGCGACUUGUGUGAUACAUGACUUCGUUUUUGCAAGGGGAUAAACGCAGAUAGGCAAUUGAAGAGCCAGUAUGGGAUGAAUAAGGCCAGCCACAUGUUCUGGUGGUGUAUGUUCACCAGCUCUCGCAGGCGCCGAGUUUCUCCUCCAACCCAUGUUCAGGCUAAAGAUAUGAAGAGUUUAGCCGGUUAGGCCAUUCAUACUUGCUUUAGCUCUGCUUCAGCGUCUUUUUGAUGAGUAGAGGCUCCCUGUCUCGGCCCUCCUGCCGGUUGAGGCCGGCAGAGUGAUGAGUGAUCGGAGUCAUGCUUGUGAGAUUGGGCUUCGUCGUUGUAGCCUCCGUCGCAGCUUUAACUAUUAACAGAGCUAACAAUCGGGGCAGGCAUCAUAAAGAAAAUGGCCAAGCAAGGGAAAGGAAGGACAAGACACACCAUUCUGAACAUGGUGAGAAAGAAGAGAAGGAAGAGGUUAAAACAAUCAGCAGCAUGAUCAACUCAGCCCGAUCGCUAGACGAUGACGACGAUGAUAUGCUUUCCGAGAUUGAGAGUCUACUGUCAGGAGACAUUGACAUCCCUAUACCAAGGGAUCGGUUCGAUGUAAAUGGACGGUCAGGGUACAACGCUCACAUGGCUAAUGAGGCUGCUGAGAUAGACAGGCUGCGCAGCCUAGUGCGGGAGAUGGAGGAGAGGGAAGUGAAGCUCGAAGGCGAGCUGCUGGAGUACUACGGCAUGAAGGAGAUGGAGACCGACGUCGCUGAGCUGCAGAAGCAGCUCAAGAGCAAGACGGUGGAGAUCAACAUUCUCAACAACACCAUCAAUUCAAUGCAGGCAGAGCGGAAGAAGCUGCAGGAUGAGGUUGCUCGUGGAGCGGUAGCCAAGGAAGAGCUCGACAAGGCUAGAAGCAAGAUUAAGGAGCUGCAGCGGCAGAUACAGCUGGAGGCUGGCCAGACAAAAGGUCAGCUGAUGCUUCUGAAACAGCAGGUUAUCGGAUUGAAAGCCAAGGAGGAAGAGGCAGCCAAAAAAGAAGCCGAGGUCCAGCGAAAGCUGAAGAAGCUCAAGGAAUUGGAAUUGGAGGUUGUUGAGCUCAGGAGGAAGAACAAGGAGCUUCUGUACGAGAAGAGGGAUCUCAUAGUGAAGUUGGAUGCAGCAGAAGGGAAAAUAACAGAGAGCGAUGUUGUCGCCCACGCAAGAGAAAAGAUAAACAAGCUGAGGCAUACAAAUGAGGACCUCAUAAAGCAAGUGGAAGGCCUGCAAAUGAACAGAUUCAGUGAAGUAGAGGAGUUGGUGUACCUGCGUUGGGUCAAUGCUUGUCUGAGAUUCGAGCUCCGCAACUAUCAGACGCCAUCAGGGAAAGUCUCUGCCCGUGAUCUUAACAGGACCCUGAGCCCCAAGUCACAGGAAAGGGCCAAACAGCUUAUGUUAGAGUAUGCAGGAUCUGAACGAGGCCAGGGUGAUACAGACCUUGAGAGUGUUUCUUCAAUGCCUUCUACACCUGGAAGUGAAGACUUUGACAAUGUUUCAAUUGACAGUUCUUCCAGCAGAUACAGCUUCCUAAGCAAAAGGCCUAAUCUGAUGCAAAAGUUCAAAAAGUGGGGAAGCAGGAAGGAUGAUAGCAGUACUUUAGCCUCCCCAAUCAGUGGCUCUCCAAUGAGGAAACCAAAGGGCCCCCUGGAAGCUCUCAUGCUAAAAAAUGCAGGAGAUGGUACAGCCAUAACAACGUUUGGACAGAGAGAUCCCAGUGACAUCUUGGACGAGGAAAAUGUUGCAUCCUCAUUCCAAUUGAUGUCAAAGACAGUCGAAGGUUUUGCAGAUGAGAAGUAUCCCGCUUACAAAGACAGGCACAAACUUGCAACUGAACGGGAGAAGGCGAUAAAAGAGAAGGCUGGGCAAGCAAGAGCACAAAAGUUUGGUGGUGGCCAUAGUUCAGCUCUUGUUUCUUCUCCAGAAGGUGCACUCCCACCAAAACUUGCUCAGAUUAAGGAGAGAGCCCCAGCAGCUAAUGCUGCAUCCAGUGAGCAAUCUAGUGACAAUCAAAACAACACCCUGGUGGUGAGCCAGUUGAAGCUCGCCAACAUUGAGAAGAGAGCAACAAGAGUACCUAGGCCACCUCCCACUCGAUCAACCGCUGCUUCAGGAGCUACCAAUACUUCAAGUGGAGUACAAACACCACGUCCACCAGGUGCACCUCCUCCUCCGCCGCCGCCUCCUGGGAAAGCUGGUGGCCCACCGCCACCGCCACCACCUCCAGGUGCUCUACCCAGGAGCCUUGCUGGGGGUGACAAGGUACACCGUGCACCGGAGAUCGUGGAGUUCUAUCAAAGUCUCAUGAAGCGUGAAGCAAAGAAGGAGACAUCUCUAGGAUCAGUGUCAUCCAAUGUUUCUGAUGCCAGGAGUAAUAUGAUUGGAGAGAUUGAGAACAGAUCAACAUUCCUAUUGGCUGUCAAAGCUGAUGUAGAGACGCAAGGAGAAUUUGUUGAGUCCCUAGCAAGCGAGGUCCGAGGAGCAAGCUUUGUAAAUAUUGAUGUUGUUGUUGCAUUUGUUAAUUGGUUGGACGAGGAGCUAUCCUUCUUGGUUGAUGAACGAGCAGUGCUAAAACAUUUCGAUUGGCCAGAGAGCAAAACUGAUGCAAUAAGAGAAGCAGCUUUUGAGUACCAAGACCUGAUAAAGUUACAAAACAAGGUCUCAUCCUUUACCGAUGAUCCACAACUUUCAUGUGAAGAAGCUCUCAAGAAGAUGUAUUCCUUGCUUGAGAAGGUGGAGCAGAGUGUCUAUGCACUACUCCGCACUAGAGACAUGGCCAUCUCACGUUACAAGGAAUAUGGGAUCCCAGUUGACUGGCUGUCUGAUUCUGGAGUAGUUGGCAAGAUAAAAUUGGCAUCUGUCCAGCUCGCAAACAAGUAUAUGAAGAGGGUUGCUUCAGAACUUGAUGCUUUGCAAGGCACCGAGAAAGAGCCCAAUAGAGAGUUUUUGCUUCUCCAGGGUGUGAGGUUCGCUUUCCGAGUUCAUCAGUUUGCCGGAGGCUUUGAUGCAGAAAGUAUGAAAGCUUUUGAAGAGCUAAGAAGCAAGAUGGCUACACAGCCAUCAGCUGCGCAGAUAACUGAGGCAUAAUUUGAACACAGGAGUCAAUACACAUCUGGCUCGAAAAGCCAUUUUUAGUUGAUUAGCUUACGUGUACAAAAGAGAAGUGUAAAUUUCAGUAUUGCGUAGGACAAUAAAAGUCUUCAGGUUUUGUUCAUAGAUAUACCAGUUUUACUUAAAGAGUAUAGAUCUUUUUUUUCAUUUAAAGGCUGUAAAUUGUGCACAAGCAAUUUCUGAAAAAGGAAACCUAGCAGGUAGCCAGAUAUAUUCUAACUGAGCGUAGUUUUGCUGCUAA
Messenger RNA from Panicum virgatum (switchgrass), 4516 nucleotides. Its product is annotated as protein CHUP1, chloroplastic-like. NCBI's taxonomy places the organism in Eukaryota, Viridiplantae, Streptophyta, Magnoliopsida, Poales, Poaceae. Gene Ontology annotation, cellular component: chloroplast outer membrane. Gene Ontology annotation, biological process: chloroplast organization. The transcript has 9 exons. The record is from RefSeq and is a predicted model, not a curated record. The coding region runs from base 1450 to 4251 and encodes 933 amino acids.